Bombyx mandarina (wild silkworm) is the source of this 1503-nucleotide messenger RNA. It is a transcript of the gene Neos, whose product is annotated as nuclear receptor coactivator protein neosin. Gene Ontology annotation, molecular function: RNA binding. NCBI's taxonomy places the organism in Eukaryota, Metazoa, Arthropoda, Insecta, Lepidoptera, Bombycidae. The record is from RefSeq and is a predicted model, not a curated record.
UUAUGUACAUUUUAUAUUUACGUUAAAUAAUAUUUUUGUAACUGCAAAGAAGUCAGAAUUUGCUUACAAUUUCACAAAAAUACAGUUGUAAUAAAUAAAUAACAAUGGCUGACAACCUUACGUUGGAUAGGAUUGAUAUGAAACAGAAAUCAACGGCUCAUCUUCGAAUUUACGUCGGAGCCUUAAGUGAUAAUACUACUGUUGAAGAACUCUAUGAUUACUUCAUACAAUACGGGAAAAUAGAUGGGAUUAUAGUUAAUAGAAAUUUUGGAUUUGUGCAAUUCGCCGAAGAAUCAAGUGCACAGGAUGCAAUAAAAAAAGCUAAUGGUAGCGUAUUCAAAGGAAAAAAUAUCCCUGUCAGAGCCGCAACUGAUAAAAGACGAGAUGUUGAAACCGUAACGAUAUAUCCAGAAGUGCCACCUGCUGUUGCACUAAAAGACACUCAAAUGGAAGAUGAAAGUGAGGAAGCUUAUGACAACUAUGGAAAUAAUAAUGAUCAUGGUUUUCAAGAGGAAUUUGAAGAGGGCAACAACAGGCCAGAAAUUCAUGAUGAGAGAGGUAGAGGCCGUGGCCGUGGCUUAGGGCCACGAGGUAAAGGGGUCCGUGGGGCACGAUCAAGAGGUCCAAGUUUCUGUGAUAGACCACCCAUCAAUCCAUCAGGCGAAUGGGUUGAUCGGAGUGGUUAUAACCGAUUUCCAAAGCCCCCUGAGUAUCCACGAACUCUGCCGGUACCAGAAAGGAAUGAUUGUGAAAUCAUUGUUGUUGCGAAGAGUCUCACAGAAUAUGCGGAAUAUAUUGAAAAUAGACUCAAAAGAUUGGGUAUAGUCGUCGAUUUGCUGUUUCCAAUGGAAGACGUGCCGAUCGGCAAAGUUCUCGGUAACAUAGCUUCGAGAGGAUGUCUCUACGCUAUAUUGGUUAUGCCGAUGAAUUUGGAACACAGAUCUUUGACCUUAACAAUAUUACACGGACUACCUCAAGAACAUAGAAAUAUGCCAAUAGAAGACGCAUUGCAGCUGUUAUCGCGCAAUUUCCAAGAGGUCCAGCGCGGUGGUCCUUCCGGUCGUGAAGCAGUAUAUGCUCUGCUCGGACAACUUGCUGACGGCCGUUCACUUACCGUAUUACAAUACAACAAAGUUAUCGAGUAUUUACAGGAACGUCGUGACCAUCAAGUAAAACUAGAAUUGGGAGAAACUUCGACAGCUCCUGUGACUGCUACAACAAACAAAACACAAGUUGAACUACAGCAGAGAAUUAUGAAUAUUCUCAAUGACAAGAACGUACAGACACCGCCUCCGGCACCCGUUGUCGCUCCGGCUCCUGUAAACACUACCACCGCGACGACCACUGCACAGAACAAAUUACUUAACGACCCUUCAUUGAGGAAAGCACUGGAUUCUAUAUUACAAAAAAUCACUUAAAAAUCUAUAUGUACUUUUUUAUUUUACAGGAUAUUAAAUUAAGGCUGAAUAAGUCGUGUUCCGAAAUAAAAACAUUCUACAAUAA